GAUGGUAAGCUUGAAUUUUAAAUCACUGGAAGAACGAACUUCAUUGUUUUCAACGAUCUUCUUUCUGAAUAAGUACAAACACAUAUAUAGAGAUGUAUACAAUAUAUGGAAUUUAGGAAUAUUAUAGCAAGAUCGUGACAUGUGAAUAUUAUAAGAUCAUUUGACGCUCGGAAUAAUGAGUGCGAGUUUAACGAAAAUGACAUUUUGUUCGAUAUUUAAAUCAUUAUUCAGGAAAACAGUACCUAUUAUGUGCUUGAGCUCGUCCUUUGUCAAAUGUUCAUCGCAAAAUGAAUCAAAGGUUACGGAAGAAUAUAAAUUAAAGUUACCGGAUGUAAAUACCUUGACAUAUAAUUAUAUGAUAAAUCAGUCAACUUUAAAUGCAGUAAAUAAUGCUUCUGAACUUUUAACCAUUAUAUAUACAGCCAUAGAAGCUGCAAGUGUAGAGUACAGGACAUUAUUAAUACAAUUAAUAAAUCUUCACAAAGAUAGCAUAGAAAAUGAAUUUGCCGAUUUGCAUGGGGAUGCAAUAGUUCAAAUUAGAGGAGAAACACAGGAUAAAAAAGAAACGCUUAUGCAACUUAUUAGUUUUAUGCAGCUUGUACGUAAAAUGGCUGAUUCAACUACCGAUAUAUGUUACACAUAUGGAAUGAAUAGCUUAUGUUCUACCCUCAGUCAAAGAAUACAUGAUGCAAUUAAAAAUGUAGAAAAAGAGAUAUAUAAUAAUCAAGAAUUAGAAAAAGAAUAUUUUUAUAUACAGCAGGAAUGUAUAAUAAAUACUAAGGAAUCUUGAAAAAUAUAAAUAACUUGUCGGAGGAAUAUUCCUAUGAA
Messenger RNA from Vespa mandarinia (Asian giant hornet), 828 nucleotides. RefSeq lists its product as uncharacterized. Lineage: Eukaryota; Metazoa; Arthropoda; Insecta; Hymenoptera; Vespidae. The record is from RefSeq and is a predicted model, not a curated record.